AUGUUCUCCCGACUAAAAGGCGUCCUCGAAUCCCACAUCGGCGAGAUCGACUCGCAGCUCCAACAAGAAUCCCGCACGCGCACGUCCCCCGCCCCGCGCCGGCCCCCCUCCACGACCCGCGGCCCGCGCGCCGCCUCCGUGUCUGCGCCCGCCGACUUCGAGAGCGACGGCGCGACGCCGCCGCGCGCGGGGACGCCCGUGGGCGAGGUUGUGGUCGAGGACCCGCUUGGUGGCGGGAGCGGCAGGGCGACGCCGAGGUUGGAGAGGAAUGGUACGGGGGGAGAAAGUCGGCCGGGGACGCCGAGUAAUAGCGGUGGUGGUGGUGGUGGUGGUGGUGGAGGAGCUACUAGUGGAGGUGGAGGUGGAGGUGGAGGUGGAGGUGGAGGAAGCACGGGGACAAUGGCAAACAGUGAUCUCCCGACAGACGUGCGUGUGAAGCUGCGGAAGCUGGAAAAGAUUGAAGCGAAGCACACCGAGCUCCUCCGCUCCUACAAGAUCGUGCACGCGCGCAACGCGCUCAUCGAGCCCUUCGAGAAGGCGCUGCGCGAAAACACACCCUUCGAGAGCAUCGCCGACGCCAAGGGUCUCAUCGACUGGAUCAGCAGCUUCAGCCUGCGCGCAGACCUAGCGCGCGAGGAGCUCAUCCGGGUGAGCAAGGAGCGGGAUGAGCAGAAGGCGCUCGUCACCAAGCUGCAGGACGAGGCCAAAGACGCACCUGCAGCCACAACCACGGCGAAGAUAGAGGAGAAGAAAGACACGGACGACAUCUUCAACUUUGACGACGAGCACGCGCGGCUGGCGGGGCGGCUUGAGGAGCAGGCGGAGGAGAUUGUGGGGUUGAAGGCGCAGCUGGAGGAGGUGGGGGGGGCGAAGAAGGGCGCGGAGGAGGCGCUGGAGGGGAUGCGGAGGGGGGUGGAGGAGGUGCAGCAGCAGCUCGAGGCUGCGAAGGAGUCGGCGGCGGUGAAGGAGAAGGAGAUGGAGGGGGUCAAGACGAAAUCGGAGGCGCUGGCUGUGGAGAUGGUGGAGCUGCGCAAGAGCGUUGAGGAAAAGACCAAAGCUGCUGAGGAACAGACAAAGGCCGCCGAGGAAAAGACCAAGGCCGCCGCCGAACAGACAAAGACCGCCGAGGGAAAACUCAAAGCCGCGAAGGCCGCCGAACAAUCCGCAGCCCAGAAACUCGCCUCCGCCGCCACCCAAGCCGCCUCCGUCGAAUCGCGCACGACCGAGCUCACCAGCAAGCUGCAGCAGCUCUCCACGCUCACCGCCACGCUCAACGCCAAGUCCGAGCAGCUGGCCGCGACCGAGAAGGCCGCGCAGGGCGGCAACGCGCGCGUCGAGCAGAUCCAGAAGGACCUCGCGCACAAGCAGACGUACAUCGAGGGCCUGGAGAGCAAGCUCAAGGAGCACAGCGAGAAGAUGCGCAACAUGAUGACGUACAGCAAGGACGUGCUCGAGCUGCGCGAGGCAAAGACGAUGCUGGAGCGCACGGUGGCGCAGCUGGAGGGCCGCCUGGAGGACGCGCUGCGGAGGCUGAAGGAGCAGGAGAAGGAGGGGGAGGCGCCGGCGACGCCGAGCACGCCGUCGACACCGACGACGCCGGCGGCAGCAGCACCGGGUGCGGGAGGAGCGGGGAAGAAGAAGAAUAAGAAGCGCAAGAACAAGGGGAAGGGCGCGGCCUCCGUCGAGGGCUCCGUGAAGGGCGAGGGCUCCGUGAAGGGCGAGGAAUCGGUCAAGGAGAGCGAGAUGGUCGAAGACGAGCCUGAGCCCGCCACGACGUCCGCGAGCACCUACACCGCCGGCUCCAUCAUCGAAACGCUUCAGAAGGAGGUCGCGGCGCUCGAGACGCGGGUUGAGGCGCUGCAGGCGCAAGCAGCGGACACCGCGGAGCUCGAGUCGCUGCGCGCGGAGGUGGCGGCGCUGUCGGAGGCGAAGGAGCAGCUUUCCGGGACGAAGGAGCAGCUGUCAGAGACGAAAGAGAAGCUGUCAGAGAAGGAGGCCGAGGUCGAGAAGCGCGAUGCGUACAUCGAGCAGCUCAAGAAGAAAUCCGUCGACACGGACGCCAUGCGCGAGGAGCUCGAGAGCCUGCGCGACGACCUGAUCAAUCUCGGCGUGGACCUGACGGACGCCAAAGACGAGCUCAAGGAGAAGACGCAGGAGCUGCAGGCCGUCAAGAAGCUCAAGGACGAGCUCGAGCCCAAGGUCGAGAGUCUCGAGGGCGAGCUGAAGGCGCUGAAAGAGGCCUCCGAAAGCACCUCCGCGGACCUCGAGGCCGCAUAUAAGAAACUCCAGUCCGAGCACGAGGCGCUGCAGACCGAGACCGGCGCCCUCAAGGCCACCGCCGCCACGCUCACCGCCGACCUCACCGCCGCGCAGCAGCUCUCCGACACGCGCGCCCAGGACCUCACCGACGCCCGCGCGGCGCUCGAGAAGGCGCAGGCCGAGCUCGUCCCGCUCCGCACCGAGGUCGCAACGCUCAGCGCGGCCAAGAACGAGGCCAACCAGAAGCUCGUCGAGCUGCGGCGCCUCGAGCGCUGCGAGCGCGACCUCAAGUCCGAGAUCGCAACGCUCACCAAGAAGCUCGCCGAGAAAGAGGCCGAGCUCGAGAAGCAGCGGCAGAAGGUGCGCGACGAGGCGGCCCGCCGCGUCACGGCCGAAGACGCCACCCGCGCGAUCCAGAAGUCCCUCCGCGCCUCUGAAGACGCAGCCCAGAAAGCACAGUCCGCGGCCGACAAGGCCGGCAAAGACCUCACCCGCGCGGGCGAGGACCUGGCUGCGGCCCGGACGAAGCUCGCGGCGCUCGAGAAGGACACGCAGGCGCUGCGCAACGAGCGCGCGGCGCUGACGGAGGAGCUGGAGGCGAAGAACGCGCAGUAUGCGGGCGCGCAGGAGAUGGUGGGCGCGAUGCGCAGCCAGACGGGCGAGCUGGCGCAGCAGAUGAAGGAGGCGGCGGAGAAGUGCGAGAGCAUUGAGGAGGACCUCCUGGAGUCGCAGCGGCUGCUGUCGGAGCGCACGCGCGAGGCCGAGACCAUGCGGCGGCUGCUGGGCGACGUGGAGGCGCGGCACGAGGCGCGCGCGCGCGAGAUGAAGGAGCGGCUUGAGGCGGCGCUGGAUGAGCGCGAUAGGGCGGAGGAGGAGGCGGCGACGGUGGGGCGCCGCAGGGCGAGGGAGAUGGAGGAGUUGCGGGACAGGGUGCGGGAUGCGGAGAAGGCGGGGAAGAGGGCGGAGGAGGCGCAGGAGAGCGCGGAGAGGGAGUUGGUCGGUGCCAGGGAGGGGAGGACGAAGGUGGAGGCGGAGCUGGAGAGGGUCAAUAGGGAGUAUGGCGAGACGAAGUGGGCGCUGGACAGCAUGAGGGACACCCUCGACAAGACGGACGGCCAGGUGCGCGAGAUUGAGCGCCAGAAGACGGAGGCGCGCAAGGAGCUGGAGGAGCUGCAGAGCAGGUACGAUAAGCUGCUGAAGACGCACAAGGCCCUGCAAGACGACCACCGCGCCACCCGCAGCAAGGGCAUCACGAGCCCGACGUCGCCGUCGCCCGCGCCACGGCCACAACUGCGCACAUCCGUGGACUCGUCGCGGUCGUCGCUGUCGGGCGAGCAGACGGUCAACACGGACUAUCUGAAGAACGUGUUCCUGCAGCUGCUGGAGCAGAAGGAGAAGCGCACGCAGAUGCAGCUGGUGCCCGUGCUGGGCAUGCUGCUGAAGUUUGAUAAGCGGGAUGAGCAGAAGUGGACGGCGGCCGUGGCGGCGCUGAGGAAUUCGUAG
Morchella sextelata is the source of this 3762-nucleotide messenger RNA. RefSeq lists its product as uncharacterized. The coding region runs from base 1 to 3762 and encodes 1253 amino acids. NCBI's taxonomy places the organism in Eukaryota, Fungi, Ascomycota, Pezizomycetes, Pezizales, Morchellaceae. The record is from RefSeq and is a predicted model, not a curated record. The transcript has 4 exons.